Molecule: messenger RNA, 624 nt
Organism: Halichondria panicea
Lineage: Eukaryota; Metazoa; Porifera; Demospongiae; Suberitida; Halichondriidae
Product: cilia- and flagella-associated protein 410-like
Exons: 5
Coding region: 29-529 (166 amino acids)
Molecular function (GO): protein binding
Source: RefSeq, a predicted model, not a curated record
CUUUAUUUGGAAAAGAAGAAAGUCGAAAAUGAGUCUAACUGAAGAACUAGUUUUGAAACGAUCUAAAGCUGACAGUUUAGAGUCUGUGCGGACCCUCAACUGCUGGGGCUGUAGUCUGAGCGAUGUGCAACUUCUGAGUCAGCUGGAUAAUUUAGAAGUCCUCAAUCUUAGUGGUAACAAUCUGUCUACUCUCAAGGAUCUCAAAGAUUGUACAAAGCUUCGAGAGCUGUUCAUUCGUCGAAAUAAGCUGACGGAUUUCAGUGAACUAGCCCACCUUGCACAACUGAAAAACCUCAAGGUGGUGUGGCUCAACGGUAACCCUCUCAGUGAAGCCACCUCCUACAGGAGCCAAGUGGCAAAGAUGCUGCCGCAGAUAACCAAGUUGGAUAAUAUUGAGUUGAGUCCUGCCAGUGAGAGUGGAAUGGGGAGUGGUGAUCGUGUGCUGGAGGCUGUACAGUUGCUGCUACGAGAGCUCAAUCAGACGCAACUAGAAACUGUUCGAGACACUGUGACUGGCAUGCUUAGAUAGAGUUACUUACUUACUCUGAUCGAUCUGUUCAUGUUCUUCUUUUAUACUAUUUGUGUUGCAUACGUCAUCUUUAAAUAAGUGUGGUAUCACUGUAA